This is a messenger RNA of Rhipicephalus microplus (southern cattle tick), 591 nucleotides long. RefSeq lists its product as uncharacterized. Lineage: Eukaryota; Metazoa; Arthropoda; Arachnida; Ixodida; Ixodidae. The record is from RefSeq and is a predicted model, not a curated record.
GAAAUACCCGCGGCGUGCAAGGUUCUAACAGAUAGCGCGGGCCGAUCGCGCUCACUCUCGUUUCAUCCCGGCCCCGUGGGGCUCUUAUAAGCCACGGCGGCUGAGUAGAACCCGUGUCUGACUUUCUUUUGCUGAAACAGCAGAGGGUGCCACCAGUGAUAGCUCAAUUCCAGACAACGCCAUGUCUUCGAGAAUUGUCCUGCUCUGCUUGCUCAUCUUGUCGGUGGUUGUCCUCAUCAACGCACAACACAGGCCUGACACGAUUAGAGUACCACCACCACGCAUCGACCUGCCCAAGGUUCCACAACCACCAAGGACUCGGAUCGAUGUGCAAGGAGGCGGCUCCGGGUCCCAGCAUAGCGUGAGCGGCAGCAUCCACCACGAUAUUUACCGACCCAACCGUGGACCCACCAUCUCCAUCUGGGGAGAGGGUUCCCACCAGAGGCAACCAGCCACUGGCAGCCACGGCCAGGGUCAAGUGGGAGUCGGCGUCAAGAUCCCCUUAGGAGGACGCCACCGCGGAUAAACGUCUGCGUAUUGUCACUUGCGUGCCAUUCAUCCUCGAAAUACACAUGUCUUCAUCAACCUAAA